GGUAAUUACUUCCCACUCAGUCUCAAGCCGUGGCAGCUAGCUGUAUCUCUGAAUGAAAAGGAGGACACUUUUGGAUACUCUUGGCAUCAGGACAGCUAAAAAUGGGGUCCAUUUUGGCCCUGUUUAUACUGCUUUUCCUUCCUAUAGGAUGCAUGGCACAAGGAUGUAAGGUUAACAACACCAGGGUGGAGAUUCCGGAAAACAACCCUGUAGGUUACGUAGUGACAACUAUACAAACAGAUCCUGGCUACAGCAUGACUGUCUCUGACAACAUUGAAUGGUUUGAAAUUAAAGGCACACAGUUGCUACUGAAGCAAUCCCUUGAUUAUGAGACUAAUACAACGCACGAUGUUAGUCUCCUUUGUGAAAGGGGUGGCACAACGGAAAAUAAUAUAAGGGUUUAUGUCACAGUGCUAAACGUCAAUGACAACCCUCCGGUGUUCAAAUAUAGCACAUACACCUUCACCAUCCCAGAGGAUACAAAAGUGAACACUCCAAUUGGGGAAGCGAUUGAAGCUGAGGACCUCGACCUGGACAGGAUCUUUUACGUUCUGACAGGACCAGUUCAGGAGGCAGCUUUUUUUAGGCUCACCUCAAUCAAUAACCCUGUUAUUCUGGUGAACCAGAACCUGGAUUAUGAGAAGUUCAAUCACGUGCAGCUUAUUCUGACUGCCCGGGAUACUCCAACUGUGGGUGAGAGUCCUUCUCACACGGCCACUGCAACUAUAAAUAUAAACAUAGAGGAUCUGGAUAACAAACCACCACAAUUUCUGCCAUGCCAGAUAAUUAAUGGCAUCUGCAUCAAUGUUGGAUAUACAACAAAAGUAAAUCGAUCAGAAAAGGAGACAGGGGCGCUGGUUUUGCAACCAGGUCCAUUAUAUGCAAUAGAUGGAGAUACUGGCAUUAAUACUCCCAUUGAGUAUUUAGUUCUUGCUGGGAAUGAUGCAGGAAUAUUUGCCGUGGAUAAAUUUAGUGGAAAUAUAACAAUGACUAAAGCAGCAGAUACUUUGGGGAUAAUAUUUUUGCAGAUUAUGGCUGCCCAAGUUAAUGAUGGACAGAAAUUUGCAACUACUUCAUUGACAAUUGAUGUUGUGGAAAGAAACCACCACCCUCCAAAGUUUGAAAAGCAAAAUUAUUUUGGAACAAUCCAGGUUCAGUCUGCCACUGGCACAUCUGUUACCGAUUCCAGUAGCCCCAACAGACUCCUACAAGUGUUUGCUGCAGAUGAAGAUUUUGAAGAUCGGAUGAAUCCAUAUAUCACAUACACAAUUCAAGGCACAACUGAUUUCUCAGUGUCCCGGAAUGGAUUUAUAAAAAACGAUGCUGUAUUUAACUCUCCAACUAAAGUAGCAUUUACUGUACUGGCAACUGACACCGUGACGAGAGAAGAGGACAUCACUAAUGUUGAAGUGGAAAUCACCCCAAGUGUCACCACUAUUGUUACUACAACUACAACAACAAGAACUACAGCUCAUGGACCAGGUACCACUACAACUACAACCUCUGGUACAGGCACCACUACUUCUACACUUCCUGGAACAGGUACCACUAUAAUUACGACUUCUGGAACAGGUACCACUACUACUACAACUCCUGGAACAGGUACCACUACAAGUACAACUCCUGGAACAGGCACCACUACAAGUACAACUCCUGGAACAGGCACCACUACAAGUACAACUCCUGGAACAGGCACCAUAAUGAGCACCACUCAUGGGACAGGUACCACUACAACUACUUCUCCAGGAACAGGGACCACAACAAGCACCACUCAUGGGACAGGUACCACUACAACUACUUCUCCAGGAACAGGGACCACAACAAGCACCACUCAUGGGACAGGUACCACUACAACUACUUCUCCAGGAACAGGGACCACAACAAGCACCACUCAUGGGACAGGAACCACUACAACUACUUCUCCAGGAACAGGGACCACAACAAGCACCACUCAUGGGACAGGAACCACUACAACUACUUCACCAGGGACAGGUACCACAACAAGUACGACUCCUGGCACAGGAACAACUACUAGUAGAUCUCCAGGGACAGGUACUACUACAACAAUUUCUCCAGGGACAGGUACCACAACAAGUACUACUCCUGGAACAGGUACCACAACAACUACCACUCCUGGGACUGGUACCACAAUAACUACUACUCCUGGGACUGGUACCACAACAACUACCACUCCUGGGACUGGUACCACAACAACUACCACUCCUGGGACUGGUACCACAACAACUACCACCCCAGGGACAGGCACUACAACUACUACCACUCCUGGGACUGGUACCACAAAAAGUACAAUUCCUGGAACAGGUACCACUACAAGUAAAAUUCCUGGAACAGGCACCACCAAGAUUACCACACCUGGGAUAGGUAAGCCAACAACCAAUGUACCUGGAAUAAGCUCUACUACUUCUAAAUCACCUACAGCAACCAACACGGAUAAACCAGCAGGGACAACGCACAGCCCAGCAGAAAGCACAGUCGGAUCAGGAAAGGGUUACAGUGCCACAGAUAUGGCUGCCCUGGGUGCCACCCUCGGAGUGAUUCUGGCCUUGUGCUUGGUUGGACUUGGAUUCCUCAUUCAUAAGCAGUAUGGGGAUCAAAUAAGAAACAGGAUGAGAAAAAGUUCUGGUGAUGACUUUGGGGGCUCUGAAGAUAGGACUGAACAGCUCAUAGAUGACGAUGAUGCAGAUGAUGAUCCUAAUCCUGGUUCUUCUGAUGUAAUGCCUACCAGUAUCAGUUAUGAUACUGAUGGUAACAUUUCCAAAGAUCCAUUAGUAACAGAUUAUUUAGUUUUAGGGGCCUCUGCAGCAAAUUUAUUUGCAAAUGAGAAUUCAUCAAAUAUUCCAAAUGCAGAGAAACCAGAAGAAGGGUCUGAUUCAGAUGACAAGAAAGAAGUAAAGUCCAUCCUCACAAAAGAGUUUAAGGAAGAUCCAGGGUAUAAAUCUGUGUGGUUUAGGGAGGAUGCCUCACCAGAGGUUGUAGUGAUUGAUGGGGUCGAGGAAGGAGAAGUUGAUGAUGGUGAAACUGAGGAAGAAUAUAAUCAAGAAGAUGAUGAUGAUGAUGAUGAUGAAGAUGACCUGAGCCCCGAUUUCCUUGGAAUGAACAACGACUCAAAUAAUUUCUCCCAACUUUAAAUAUAGCCUCAAACGGCAACACCAUCUUGACUAUGCCAUAUGUUGGCUUACCAUGUAAACAUUUGGGGACAUACUCAACAUAUUACGAGUAUGUAGUUAUCUGCUUCAGAAGAAUCUACAGUAUCAUGCUUUCUGGUAGCUUAACUAAACACCAAAGGCAAUAUACAGAGUAAAAAGGAACCAGGUUAGAUGGUAUUUUAGAGGUAUCACUGACUGCCAAUGUAUAGAGUAAUCAUCCUCUUCACAAAAAGUUAAAAAAAUCUUUAAUAUUAUUCUAAGAGGUGUGUUAUUGGCAGUAAACUGCCUUUAACUUUACUCGCUAACUCACUUGAAUAUGUUUAUGUCCCUUAGCAAUACCCACCUACCAGUAUAAUUGUAUUGUAAACCAGGGGAUGUUCACCUUUAUAUUAACUUUUAAUACGUUAUAGAUGGGUCUAUUCUAAGCAGCCUCUCAAUUGGUUUUCAUUAUUUAUUUUGUGCUGUUUUUAGUAUUCCCAUUCUGCUUACUUAUAGCCUUAAAAAUGCUACCUGGUUGUUGGGGGUCACUGACCCCAGCAACCAAAAUACAAAUUUACUGUGAGGGUUGACCUGAUAGGGAACUGAAGCCCAUCUUUGCUUAUGUGAAUGCAGGGCUGUGAUUGGCUUUCCCCCUCCUACUGUGUUUUUGGCAGGGACCAUUAGCACACGCCCAUCCCUCCUUUAAAACAUGGACAUGGACCAGAGAAUAUAACGUAAGCCCAAAGUAAACCAACACCAUAUAUUAUUAAUUAUUGACUACACGAUUGGAGGGGUUUAUAGUUAAACUUAAAACUUUCAAGCCAAAGAAGAAAAAAAAGUGUAAACAUUUCACAAACAACAAAGAAUAAAAAAGUGAAACUCUAAAUUCUCUAAAAUUAAAACUCUAAAACAAUUUUUCUUAGAAUACUAAUGUCUACAUCAUGCUAGAAGUUUAUUUUAACAGAAAAAUCUUAUGACCUAAAUAACUGUACGUUACAGGCCAUUCCUUCAGCUUUCAUUUUCCAACUUGCAGUGAACAGAUCAUCAUCAUUUAUUAUUAUAGUGCCAUCUUGCUGAUUGGUUGUUAUGGACAACUGCACUUGUGAAAUUUAGCACCUAUGUUUGCAAAUUCUUGACUGCAAUUGUUAAUGGUUACAGUGAUUAUAAUACAUUAUGUUGUUUCUUUAAAUGUAUUACUGUUAGUUUCCACUGGAAGUUAACAAGCUGAACUAUAAGUGACCAGUUCUUGUUUAUGUAUUUGGAACUAAGAAAAUGUAAAAAUGGGUGCUUUCAAACAUCUAACCAGUGGCUGCUACCUACUGACUUCCUGCUAUAGUUUACUACAAAUUAAGCUGAUUUUGCCUCUGUUAUUGUAUCAAGCUAUGUUAUUCCUUAAGGUUUAGUCCAACCUCAAUCUAGGACUUUAAUGGACAAGUAAAGUUAAAAUCAAUGGUGGCUGCCAAAUGUUAGGGAUCCCCCAAAAGAAGCAAAGAUCACAAUGUGGUGCUCAUUCAGAAGCACCUGGGGGUGGUGAAGUUUCCAUCAACAGGAGCACUGGCCUAGGGUAGAGUCCUGCAGUGGGUCGGGUACCCAUGGGACACCCAUGAGUACCCUGCGGGUUGCAGGUAGGAUUUUCAGAUGCAGGUAUAGAUGCGGGUCAGAUGGUUGCAGGUUUUAUACAUAUUUCUUAUAUAAUAUUACCUACAUUAUCUAUAUUUUACUCCUUUAAACAUUUUUUUCUACCUCUGCCCAAUUCUGAUGUCACUUCUGGUUUGCAGCCACAGCACUUCCUGUUUAAUGGUGGCCAGUGGGUCAAGGAUCAGGUUGCGAAUAAGGCAGUUGCAGGUUAGGUAGCGGGUCAAAGCAAGUAAAAAUGGGGGUUCUGGGUCCGGGUAGUCGGUUGCUGGCUACAGGUCCGGGUCUCAAAAAUUGGUUUUAUGCAGGACUCUAGCCCAGGGUAUCAGGUAAAAAAUUAUAAUUAUUUGGCGCACCCCCCAAUCCCCCCCAAGGGAUUAUAACUUCCCCUCUCAUUUGAGGGCUUUGGCACUGUUCUUUUUAAUGUGUUCCCAUGCAGUGGAUUGUUAACCCAUGGGGAGGAACGCAAACACCCACUGUACAGGAACAUGUGUAAAAUCACCCAUGUGUAUAAACCCUUAAGAUGGAGGUGAAUAAAACAUUGCAGAAGAAUGGGUUCUUCCUGAUGUGAGUUUGAUCACAAACAUUUAAAUGAAUCUCACGCAGGAGUCAACAAUUCCUUCUGAUAAUAAACUAAAUAUCAACAAUACCCUUUUAAGAAUGAAUGGAAUUAGUUCACGGGAUUGGCUGAUUGUUCUUUAUUUUUAGCCAAAUCUUUGGUUAUUAUAAAUGUUAAAUUGUCUAAAAGAGAAUAGGGUUCUUAAAACAAAUAAACCAUUCCUUUCUUUUUUAAAAGUCAAA
This is a messenger RNA of Xenopus tropicalis (tropical clawed frog), 5582 nucleotides long. RefSeq names its product cadherin related family member 5 (gene cdhr5). Gene Ontology annotation, cellular component: extracellular region; membrane. The record is from RefSeq and is a predicted model, not a curated record. The transcript is spliced from 16 exons. The coding region runs from base 102 to 3149 and encodes 1015 amino acids. Gene Ontology annotation, molecular function: biotin binding; calcium ion binding. Gene Ontology annotation, biological process: homophilic cell-cell adhesion; cell-cell adhesion. Lineage: Eukaryota; Metazoa; Chordata; Amphibia; Anura; Pipidae.